GUAAAUAAAUAGUACAGUAAAUUGCCUGCAUAUACAUUUUUGAGCAUUCGCGCACGACCUCUAAAAAUUAUCCAAUUAACCAACAGAAAAUUUGCGAUUACUAUACCACAUCAAAAAUACACUGAAGACUUUAAUCUGAUUAAGGCUCCAGAAAGAUUCACAGAAUACAAAUUUAAUAAACGAUGUCAGGUGGUCCAGUUCCAGUAUGGAAGAAGUAUACUACCCAAUCAACCGGUAUUUGGGAAAAAGUCAGACAAAUUUUAGCUUUAGUACCAAAUAGAUCUAGUGGUAAUCCAAUUGUCAAUCGUUUCCGUGUAGAACCACCAGGAGCAAGAAUUUCAGACGCUAAAAAGUAUGUAGAUCCUAUAACUUUACCAGCUGGUGAUAUUGCUGGUAAUGCAUACCAUAAGAGAGAUUAUAGAAGAAAUUAUCCUCAAGUUCAUGGUUUUGAUCAAACCAAAGUUUCUGGUUUAUUACAAUUAGGUUCUGCUGAAAAACCAAGAAUUUCAAUUGGUGAUAAAGGUACUCAAGAAUUAUCUGUAUUUAUUGAUUCAAAUCAACCUAUUAGUUUAGCUACUACUUUACAAUCAGUUCCAGCCAAUGUCAUAAAAGGUGAAUUAUUAGGUCAAUCUGGUGAACCAAUUGUAGCACCUUCAUUAAAUAAAUUCCAAUGGAGAAUUUUAGAAGAACCAGAACAUGGUAUGUUCACUGAUCAAUAUCCAUGUCGUAUCUUUACUGAAAAGAGGGUUAGUGCUCAACCUUAAGCAAGAAGUUCUAUACUUCAAAGUCAUUAUUAUUCUUAGCAUCACACUUUAAUUCCAAAUUACGAUAUAUCACAAAGGACCAAUUCAUAUUUAAAGGCAUCACAAAGAAUCAAAUAUAAUUUGAUAUCCCUUUUUAUUCAUCUGUACUUUAUUAUUCUUCAUUAUUUUCAUUAUUAGAACUCUUUAUUUACAAAAUAUA
Molecule: messenger RNA, 963 nt
Organism: Scheffersomyces amazonensis
Lineage: Eukaryota; Fungi; Ascomycota; Pichiomycetes; Serinales; Debaryomycetaceae
Gene: NUO2
Product: Nuo2p
Exons: 1
Coding region: 183-764 (193 amino acids)
Source: RefSeq, a predicted model, not a curated record